This is a messenger RNA of Triticum aestivum (bread wheat), 2111 nucleotides long. RefSeq lists its product as uncharacterized. The coding region runs from base 813 to 2111 and encodes 432 amino acids. NCBI's taxonomy places the organism in Eukaryota, Viridiplantae, Streptophyta, Magnoliopsida, Poales, Poaceae. The record is from RefSeq and is a predicted model, not a curated record. The transcript has 3 exons.
UUCCCGGGCAUUUCAGGGUGUCGUUCCCCCUUUGGCUCCCAAUGAUAAACAAGGAGCCAGUGAAAAGUAUUUUUGGAUGUGCUAAGGUGUCUGUCUUUUAAAUUAUUUGUUCAUACAUGUAGCCCAGUGCUUCUGGGAACAAAACUUACUGCAGUGUGUUAAACAUUGUAAUAUCUAUGCACGUUAGAUGGUAACGUGUGCCCCUCUCUUCUCUUCAUCUACAAGUCAUAGAGAUAGAUAGAGUUGGAGUCCUUUUAAGUUUCUAUCUCUUCUUCUGUAAAUCAAUUAUGUCUGUCUUCAGUAAACCGACUCUGUAACGUACGUACGAGAGGAUCUCUCUUUCUCGGUCAUCAAUAUAAUCCCGCGGGCUCUCCUCUGGAGGGUUGAGACGCUUCAUCAUAGUUUUUACAUGGUAUACAGAGCCCUUCCCUUCCAUCACAUCUAGCUACCUCCCUCAACCUCCUGCCAUGGCAUCCUCCUCAAGCUCUGCAUCAACCUUCUCCCUCAACUCCCAAGUCUCGGAGAAACUUACUAGAACAAACUUCAUCCUAUGGCGCGCCCAAGUGCUAUCGCAGAUUCGAGCUGCGGGCAUGUAUGGCUACCUAGACAAAUCCUCCCCUGAACCUUCCAAAACAAUCACCACCAAAGACUCUGCAGGCAAGGAUUAGAUCAUCGUCAACCCUGAGUACACGGUCUGGGUAAGGGAGGACCGGCAGGUGCUCGCCUACCUGCUCAACAAUCUCUCAAAAGAGGUGUUGAUUCAGGUUGCUUCGCAUGAGAGAUCACAUGCGAUCUAGACAGCCUUGACCAGCAUGUUUGCUUCUACGUCAAGGUCUCGCAUCAACAAUCUUCGUCUCAAUCUGACGAACGCACAGAAGGGAAAUCAAUCUGCGACCACCUACUUUGGCCACAUGAGGUCCCUUGCGGACGAGCUCGCCAUGGCCGGAGAACCCAUCACCGAUGGGCAGCUACUCUCCUUCAUCAUCGCCGGCCUAGAUAUGGACUAUCAACCUAUUAUUUCGGCCCUGGAGGUUCGCACCGAUCAAGCCUCCGUCGACGAUCUCUUCUCUAUGGUGAGCAACUUCGACCAGCGUGUUGAACUUUUUCAUGGCAGUGGUGCUGGCGGCUUCAAGUCUUCAGCCAACCUGGCUGGACGCGGCCGCGGUGGUGGUGGCGGCUUUUCCAAGGGGCGAUCGCGCAAGGACAACAGCAGCAGCGGUGGCACCUACCCUAGCCAGGGCAGCAGAUAUCCUGGCCAAGGAGGUGGCGGCUACCACGACCCCAACAGUUACGGUGGUGGUGGGCAAUCCGGCGGCUAUGGGAUGGGUCACCCUCACCAAGGAGGCGGCAAUGGCUACCGUGGCCAGAACGCAGGCUAUGGUGGCAGUCAUGACAAUGGCCAUGGAGGCUACAACAACUACGGCUACAAUGGAGGCUACAACAACAACUAUCAAAAUUGUGGUGGUGGUGAUGUUAUUUGUCAAAUCUAUAAGAAACCUAAACACAUUGCAAAAGAUUGCAAGUGGCGCUAUGCAGAGGAUAACUCCAGGAAGAAGAAGGUAGCAGCUGCCAUUGACACUUCCUACGGAGUUGACACAAACUGGUACGCCGACACGGGUGCCACAGAACACAUAAUAGGUGAACUUGAGAAGAUCACCAUGCAUGAGAGAUACCAUGCCCAUGAUCAAAUCCAUAACGCCGAUGGGACAGGAUCAAGCCACGAGGAGAAUAAUUUAUCGAGGUACAUGCGUGGAUGGACUCUACCGUUGAUUCCGAAGUUUAGGAGACUCAAUAAACAAGUGCUCGGUGUCAUCAAACUUUCCUUAGAUAGAUGGCAUCAUCGUUUAGGCCACCCUGCUUUUUCUAUUGUUCAUCAAGUUCUUAGUAAAAAUAAGCUCCCGGCUGUUGGUGAGCAUAGUUUAGACACUAUUUGUGAUUCAUGUCAGAGAGCUAAAAGUCAUCAAUUACCAUAUCCCGUUUCCACUAUUGUUUCUGUCAAACCUUUGGAACUCAUUUUUUCUGACGAUGGAUCAGUUACAAAGUUAAAAGAAAAAGAGGAUGGAUCAGUUACAAUAUGCUCAAACGUGCAACACAGCAUUCCACAGUUCUAA